UCUCGAAAGAAGUCGGUCGUGUUUUCCGUCGAUGUCUGAUUCGUUCCGAAAAUUGGAGUGCUUGCUGUCGCCAAAAGGUCGAUUUUUGUCGCGAAUCGCGAACCAUAGUGCCUUCCGGAACGGAUUUCUUCAACCCGGCGGGAUGGAUCCGCCGAUUUUCGAUGUUUUUCCGGCGUGAAAUGUGGAACGGUGUAUGAAAAUUUUCUCGGGAGUGGAGUUUUUUUUCCCUAUGUUUCAUGUUUUUUGAUCAUGAGCGGGUGUAGAAGGGGAUAAACAACGGGAAUGAAAAGAACAGCAAUAUUAGAAGAAACGGUAUCAGUGAUUUGUGUGAACAGAAGAGAGACGGCGAUAGUAUUGUGUUUGGAUUUUCUUCGAGAGUGUGAAAUUGCGACAACAGAUUGUAGUGGUGUUGCACUGAGCGUAUCGCGAUUGUGUUGAUAUAAACCAAAAGCCUCGGCUAUCGCCUAGUAGUGGGAUGACGACUACAUCAUCCAUCGUCGAGCUGAGCUGAUGGUGAUCUUAUAGGCAGAUACUGCUACUCCUCCGUCGCCACCGUGUUCAACUGUGGUUGUGUUUAUUUCCGCGUAAACAGAUAAACACUGAAAGUUCCAUCGGUGUCGUGGUCGUCAUCAGCAGGCACAGUCGAAAAGGAAAUUUCUCCUGUCGCAUGUCUGUCCGGUCGCGCAUCCACCAUCAUCCGCGGAACAUGUGUCUGCGUUCGGUCGGAUCUGGUUCAGCAGCAGAGACUCGGGAAUGGUUCCGUUAGUGUUCGUCGGUUCGGAAUGGAAUGGACUGCCGUAUCACGACGACAUCGACCAGACUGUGCAACAACAAGCCAGCAAUUGCAACAACAGUAACAAUGACUAUAGUAUAGGUAGCGUGUAUUGGUGAAACGACGGUCGGUGAGUGUUGUGUGCCGUUCCGAGAGGCCGUGCAGCCAGCAGCGCCUUCCAUCUAUCGGGCUAGUGCGUGUAUGGUGAGGUCAGUCAGUCCAUCGCGGUCCAUGAAACGUCUCGUCGAGUUCGAAGUCGUCGCCGUCGUCGUCGAAAUCGCCAAGUUGGUUGGAUGUGUCUCGUCUCCACUGCUGUGAAGAGGAGUAGUGACUAGUGAGUGUGAUUUGCUACAACAGAGAGAUUAAAGAUUGGAAUUUUGCUAGUGAAAUUGAGUAAACGGGAAGAUUUUGCACCCCCUCACAGUCCGCUGCAACAAUCUGUGACGGGAGGGGUGUCUCCCCAGUGUAGUCGAUUUCAGGAAGAAAGAAUGUUGAAUAUGAAUUUUUAAUGUUAUUCGUCCGGGGCAUCCAGAAGAAGAAAAAUAUGAUGAAGCACAUCAUCAGAGUGGAUUAGCAGCGGAAACGAGUGAAUGCGUUGACGGAUUAUCGCACCAGCGACCGUCGUCGGUCGCCCGGAUGUUCGUUCGAUGGAGCUGAAAAUGUAGACCACAAAGUGAAAUUUUCCGACGACCCGUUCCCCCCGCGCCAACAAUUAGCCACCAUCGUCUGGUCUGGUGGAAAUCGAAGAAGAGAUAUCGAAAUUAAGCGAAAUUUAUAUAUGUAGGAAGAAAAAUGUUGUGUGAGCGCAAAUGAGCCCCUGAAUGAGUAAGAUAUGAAAAAAAUAAUGAAGAAAGAGAUGUAGAGGAAAACUGUGUGGAGUGUGUAUCCGUGUGUUGUCUGCCCCACCGCGAUCGCUCGCUGGCUCUGGCUGCAGCAGCAACAGCAGCACUGGAGAAGGCUUACGGAGCCGCUAGCAGCUAAACGUAACGUGUAUAGAGUAGUGGAUGGAAAAAAGUGAGCAGUUAGUGUGAAGGAAUGAAGAAAAAAUAAAUCGAAAAAAGAGUUUCUUGUGCCUCAAAGUUUAUACGGGUUUCGGGGGUUUUCCCCGAGUUUUAUUAAACCCCCGCCUCUUGCCCUGCAAAAGUGGCAUGUUCGGGAAGUGUGUGUAUCCGACUAUAUCCGACGAAUCGAGAAGAAAACUCCCGAGGAAAAUAGUGCAUCGCAUUUAUCGAUCUUGAUUACGACACAUCAUCGUAAAUAAAUUCUGGAAUCUACGACACCGGAUUGAACCGAUUUCGCUUUCGUGUCGAAACCAUACCUACAGUCCCUUCCUUUCCACCCAUAAGUUCGUCGUUCGGAACCGGAUUUCAGCUGGAGUGUUGUGCCCCUGCGCUGCUGUUUAAAUGGAUAACAAUAUACCAUCGUCUGGACCGACAGAAAGGUCGCCAUCGCACCAUCAUCAUCACCACAGCCGCACCUCGUCCACCAGCAGCAGCAUCGGCCACAACUUGAACGGUAACUCCACAUCCGGCCAUCACCACCAACAGCAGCAGCGACAGCAACGACCCCAAACGCUGACCCCGACCCGGGACUCGCCGAAGAAUGCCACGGUCCCAAUGCUGACACUGGUGCUCACCGUCAACAAGGAUGCCAACGGGUACGGGAUGAAGGUUUCCGGUGAUAAGCCGGUGUUCGUGGAAAGCGUCAAACCGGGCGGCGCUGCGCAGAAGGCCGGUCUGAUGGCCGAGGAUAUGAUACUGAAGGUUAAUGGAACAUCUGUACGAUCCUCGACGCAUACGAACGUGGUGGAGUUGAUCAAAGCUUCCGACAUUGUUGAACUGACGGUGCAGCGAAGCAACAACAGAAUGCAGCGGCCAUCGCCUUCGUCCACGUCCAUCACGCCGACGACGCCAAUUGCGCCGCGGAACUCCAUCACCGCCCCGGUGCCCGUUGAUUUCGCCAAACAACGGGAGAUGGAGAUGCAGAAGAUGCGCACCCUCCGGCUGAUGCUGGACCAGGAGAAGAAAAACCGGGACAAUCUGAUCGCCAGCAACAAACAGGGUACGCCGGAAUGUACCCGGGCGGAGACGACCAUCAAGAAGCUGCAGGAGGAACUGGCCCAGGUGUGCGGCGAGGAUGCCUCAUUUCCACCAUUUUCAUCCGUCACUUCACCACUUUUUCCGCAGCCCCCGCCACAGAACACUUCCACACCGGCAUUCCUUUCCCGUUUCCCUCGAUCACUGUCUUCUCUAAGUCUUGGAACGAAAAAGAAAUCAAUCGACAAAGACACCAACGUCCACAUCGGUUCGCCACAGAUCACCGGACCCUAUCACCACUCGGUCGGAACUCCGGAAUGCCUGAGCCCUAUCAGUCCCGGAUCGCAUCAGAACCAUAGUGGUGGUCCCUUCGGCGGUUCCGGGUUAAACUCUUCGGGAGGCUCCGGAACUCCCAACAAGAAAAAGUACAGCAGUAGUAACGUGGAACGGAGCCACAAAGGCCAUCAACAGGACACCCCACCUCCGUUGCCGCAGAGAAACAUUCCAAAACGGUCGGAUUCAUCGCUGGAUUCGGUCGACACCGUCGGAUCCCGAAGGAACAUCGUGGUGUCCGAUUUGGAUCAUUCCGUACUGGGCGCCGCCCCCGGCAAUGUUGGAACCGGCAAAGGUUACAACAAUAAUAACAAUAACAAUGUCCAUUCUGGUGGAAGCAAAGUGGGCAAGUCGAAACGAAAGAAGAACGGGAACUUGGCGGAGUUGAAGGCUGAAAAAACGACGAUGUACCACCAUGGUACUGAACGCGGGGGAGGUGGAGAGCUACAGGCGGAACCUCCACCGUUACCACCCCGGCAGCCCGGCAUGAUGGAAGUCAAUCAGAACAUUAUUCUGAACAAUGACAACGUGGGGAACCCUUUCGGUCAGAACUGCAGCAGCCCCAGCAGUGGCAGCAACAACAACAACAGCAGUCGCGUCAAUAGCCCCGAAAUGCGACCACCACCGAACAGUAUUAACACGCUGAUGAGCUACCCGCUGAUCACCACGUGCACUCCGGUGCGGGACAGCAUGGCCGCAGCAUUUCCCCUGUCGCAAAGGCCCAACAUUGUCCACCAGAUGCAGCAGCAUCAACAGCAAGCCGCUCUGAACGCGACCCCACAGUCUGCCCACAUCAACCAGUCCAUCAACAAGAAGCACCGCCGGAUAGUGUCCUCCCCGGAGAAUAUCAGCUCCAAGGAGUUCGGCGACCAUUCGCUAGUGCCACGCCACCAAAAGACCUCUUCCGAUUCCUGGGACAAACGAUCGCAGGAGAUCACGCCACCCGGUACGCCGCCUCCGCCGUAUCUGAGCACGUCGAUGAUCGGCAGUGGUGCUGGUAGCGGGCAUUUGCACCACGAUCACACCACUGCCGGCGAUUUGGCGACAUCUAUCGAAAACCUCCUGCACCAUCCCAACUACCAGCAGCACCACCCAUCGUCGGGAGUGACGCGGCCGGCUCCGGCUGUUCCCCAGCAGAUGGCCACAACCAUAGUGGCCGCCCAGGCCAACGUGGCCCAGAAGCAGAUCAUCUCGAUGGAGGACGAUGAAAACUCCGAUCAGGAGAGCUUCAUCGAGGAACACGGACCGUUCCGGUCGCUGACGCAGCUUCUGGAACCGGCCCACUCCGCACACCUAGCAGUAUUUCUCAAUUUCGUACUUUCCAAUUCGGAUCCGUCGCCGCUGCUGUUCUACCUGAUCACUGCCCUGUACAAGGAGGGCAGCAUUAAGGAUAUGCGCAAGUGGGCAUACGAGAUCCAUUCGACGUUUCUAGUUCCGGGAGCGCCCCUCCUGUGGCCCAACGUGGACGAAUCGUUGGCCCGCGAGAUCGACGACAUUCUCCAGAAGGAGAACGACAAGGUGGAAAUCUUGCGGAAGGUAUUCUACAAGAGCCGCAACAAGGCGCGCGACUACAUCAACAUCCAGCUGCAGGAGUUUCAGGUGAAACGAACUGCCGGUCUGGGCACGAUGUACGGCCCCACCGACCAACAGCUACAGAACGCCAAAGGUGAUAAGGUCAAAGAGCAGCGGAUAGUGGAGGAAACGUUGUUACCAAAGCUGCAGCAGUAUUUGGAGGAGAUUGAGAAGGAAUCUCCAAAGGAGUGCCCAAAGAAGUUGGCCUUGUGUGCGGCCCUGUCCACUGUGUUGCAACGGUUUUUUGUGACGCGACCCAAUACGGGCAGCCCGAUCGAUAAGGUGCACCAUUUCGUUAGUCGGGAGAAAAGUUUCAAGAGCCGGCUGAUGACAAAGCACCGCAAGCAGGACAUCCUCGGACAUAACCUACGGCUUCAGCCGUACUACGAGGUGACCCGGUGUAAUCACUGCCAGAACAUACUCUGGGGUGUGAGUCCGCAGGGCUUCCAUUGUUCAAACUGUGAAUUGAAUAUCCACCGAGCCUGUGCUAAGGAUCUGAUAGAGUGCUGUCCGGGACCCACGCCACUCAAAAAUGAUAGCAGUAAAAUUACAAAAUUGAUGGAAAAGAUCUCCAGCCGGAACCAUCAUCAAGCCGAUCGGACACGAAGGCAUGAUGAUGAUGGUGCCGGCGAAGACGGUUUGGGUGAUCGUCCCACCAGCAUAUCUCUGGCCCGACAACCUUCGGACCGGAGACAAGACUUCCAUAAUAACAGCUACGCGGGCGGUAACGUUAGUUCCUACAAUGACCACCUUAGCAAUUCCACCGGUGAUCCGGACACCUUCGCGCCUGGUGUCGACAAUGAUCAGUUCCGAGAGAGCGUCAAAUCCAAAUCGGCACCGGUUUCCGUCAAUCGGUCCGAAUCGUACAAGGAGCGAUCGCAGAAGAAAACCCGCAAUACCCGCCGCAAAACGUCCGACCCCAGUCUGACGAAAACGACUGACGAACAGAACGAGGCCUCAUCGCUGAUCAACAACUAUUCCAGCAGUUCCACAUCUAGUCUUCCACUUGCGCUGGACAGCAGGUCGGCCUCGUUUGAAGCGGUCGGCCCGGGGGGAGCCCCGGCUGGUCCGGGAGCUCCUCCGGGUUCAGCGGUACCGUGUUCCAACACGUCGGCCAGUUCCGGUCUGUUCGGUUCCCCCGGCGGUGCCAACGUUGCCAAUCUCAGCGCGACCGGCGGUGGCGCCCUCACGGUAUUGCCCACGGCUCGCGAAUGGGUCGACAGCGAAGACGAAGGCAACGUCGAGCAGGAAGUGGACUGGAGCUCCAACAUACCGGCGGACAUACUCGCCACCCUCUGUGAUGCCGAAAAGAAGCGACAGGAAGUGAUAAAUGAAAUUUACCAAACCGAGCGAAACCACGUGCGAACACUUCGGUUAUUGGAGGGCAUUUUCAUGCGAUCCCUGCAGGCGGAACCCUCGUGCAAUGACCUACUGCAGCUGUUGUUUCCGCCGUCGUUGCGGAAACUCCAGGAACUGCACAGCACCUUCGAGGGCUACCUGAAGCAACGAAGGAUAGAGCACAGCAACAUCGUGCGGGAAACGGGAGAUAUGUUGCUCCUCAUGUUCGAAGGCCAAUCUGGUGAGGACCUGAAGGAGCACGCCGCGUACUUCUGCGCACGCCAGCAGAUCGCCCUGGAAGCGCUCAAGGAACGGCGGAAAAAGGACGACAAGCUGCAGCAGCUGCUGAUCAAGGCCGAGUCACACAAGGCCUGCCGGCGGUUACAGCUGAAGGACCUGCUGCCGACGGUGCUGCAACGGUUAACCAAGUACCCGCUGCUGUUCGACAACCUGUACAACUUUACGAUGCGUGUCCAGCCGGACAAUGAGCAGGAGGCGCAAGCAAUCCGAAAAGCUCUCGAAUCUUCCAAGCGGAUAUUGGAUCACGUUAACCAAGCGGUCCGGACUGAGGAGGAUAACCAUAAGCUUAUAACUAUCCAACGUAAGUUAGACAAAAGUGGUUUAGAUAAGGACGCCCCUAGUGAAUUUAAGAAUAUAGACUUAACUGUACGUAAACUAAUCUACGAUGGGCCGUUAACGAUGAAGAAGAAUCCUGGAGUACAACUGCAUGGAUUGUUGUUCGAGGAUGUGAUGGUUUUAUUACAAAAACAGGAUGACAAAUAUCUACUCAAGUGCCACGCUAGUCACGGUCUCGGCGGUAGCGAAAGCAAACUGACCGAGGGCCGCUUCAAUCCGAUCACCAAAACCAACCUGAUACUGGUGCGGCAAAUGGCCGUCGACAAGAAUACCUUCUUCGUGAUCAACACCAUCAUGUCGCAGAUGGUGGAACUGACGGCACCAAGCAGUUCGGAGUGCAAAGCAUGGUUCAAACACAUAUCGGACGCCGCCGACGCGUACAAAGCCCGCACCAAAGGAACGCACGACUACAACGAGGACACCUCGGGUGGCCCCGGUCAGCCUCCAAAGGACAGCUUCGAAACUGUCACCGAGACGCAGAAGAUCGAACAAAUAUCGACGCCGAUCGAUCGGUUAGAGCGGAAGGAUAGCAGCCUUCAGUGUCGUGCCAUCAGCACCGGAGGAACCGUCACCAAUCAUGGGCACCAUCAUGGAGCUCACGCAACUGGUCCCAACAGUCACCUCAUCGGUGGUGGCCUCAAUAACAAUGAGGAUUCCCUGCCGAAUCGAAACCACCGGACGACGGCCCUCAACGAGAGCGAUGACAACGUCGAGAACGAGGAGAAAGAGUUGAUCAAACGGCAAAGUCUGCUGGCGGCGCAAGAUGUGUCCAGCGAUGAUGACCGGUCCAAGGACGAGGACGACCAGGGACGGGACGGCAGUCGAGUGGGAGCCGAGAAUAACACGCGCACCCUGACGCAGCAGUGCUCGCUGGUUGCACCGAGUGAGAUCCAUGUCAGUGUCAGCAGCGCGCUGACCGCCGAACCGAUAUUGACACCUUCAGAAAAACUACGUCGCCUCGACAUGGCCAUCCGGAAGACGCUGGUCGAGAAGCAGCGGGUUGUAUGUGAUAUGUUCAAAGUGCCGGACGAGCACUUCCUGGCGAUCGCCGACAUUGCCGGCCAGCCGGAAGCGCCCCAAAAGGAACCGACCGACAUCAUUCUGGCCGCCUUUUCCCACAUCCAAUCGUUGACGGACGUUCUCAACGAGCACAUGCGGGUCACUCAGAGCCAGGAGAUUUCCGCCGUGUCCACUUCAGUCUGUGAUGAGUGCAAUUGUAAUGCGAAUGGGGGUGGCGUUGUCGCUGUCAUUGGCAAGAGUACAACGGGUGCCAAUGAUGCACUCGCUGUUGGGCAACCGGAGCUCAACGGAUCUUCGACGGCCGACCCUGCCAAUAUCAGUAGUAGUAGUAAUAGUAAUAGCGCCAAUUCCCAAGUCACCGCCGUAGGAGUCCCACCGAUCGCGGCCAUUCUAGAACAGCAAGGUGAUCACGUCAACAUUACGGAGGACGAGGACGGCUACUGUGAGAUCGAUGAAGUUAGAGCUGCAGCCGUUCUGUUGGAAUCUCAGCGGGAAGCUGAAAAACUCAGAAAAGCGGAAGCAGAAGCUAAAGCGGCAGCUGCCGGUGCAGCGUCGGAUACUUCUUCGACGCUGAACGACAGUGGCGGGGAACCGAAAUCGCCGGAUUCGCAUAUCGAAAUCAAUGAUAAUUAUGAUAGUACUCAGAAUCACCUGCAACCUAAAUUUACCGGAGUGGACUUGUGCGGUAAAAAUCGGCUACUACACGCAUCAUCACUGGUGCCAACCGUACCGUGCCAUCUGAUAGCGAGCUACGUGUCUGGCCUGAACGCGCAGAUUUCACAGCUAUUGCCAAAAAUUAGCGAGCGUGAUUUGGAGCGCGAACAAUUGCGACGGGAAAAUCAGCAUUUACGGGAACUACUGAAUGCAAUGCACCAAGAGCGAGUUUUAGAAUCACAGGAAACUACGGAAGCUCCCGUUUUGACUGUCCCGGAACCAUCCCCAUCGCAACCUGAGCAAUCCCAGCAGCAACCAACAUCAACACCGGAAACGGUUACCACAUCCAACAGUAACAGCACCAGCGACCACGUGAUUGAGUAAAUUUUCCGCCUUAGAUCAUCGUGUCCUGGCAAACACAUGUCGUCAUAUCUAUAAAGCACUGGGCGUAUGCAAUUGUAGGCGCAAAGCGCUCGCCGAGACCCAUUCCACCUGGACCUCCCGUGAUAUUGGAAAGUUGGCAUUUUGGUAGAUCGAAACAUUGUGGCGCGGAAUUAGCAGCAAACAAAGGCCUUAACUACUACUACUACUACUACUACUACUACUACAGGUACAUCAGAACAACCAACAAUCGCAAAACAUGCGUAAAGCCGUUUGUUUUGGCGAUUUCAACUCGAAUUCGUAGAUCGUCGUCGUCUAUCGUUUUGAUCGUAUAGUAGUCGUCGUCGUCGUCAUUUCUCGUGACCGUCAUUGCUGUUGCGUACGACCACGUACCAACACAAUAUGUUUUUGGGACGCUUUUAGUAGGAUUAAACAAAAACACACACACAUGCGCAACAUGUUAGAAAAAUGCGUAAACAUAAUCAAGAGAUCACAAGCAAUUUUACCUUUUAGGAAGAAAAAUAGCAAGGUCCAGAAUAUGAUGUCGGUAUAUAAGUGAAAAGUGUCUGAAAAGUCGAAUGAAAAUGUAGAUAGAAAUCGAGUCGAAUGAACUACAUCCGGAAUUAAGUUUAAAUUAUUACAGAAAUAUCCCCCCCUCCCCCGAAAAUGUAUUUUAUAGAUCAUCAAUGUUGUUUAUUUGUUCUAUUUUAUUUAGCUUUUGUUCAUAGGCGAUUCAGAUGAUAAUUAAUAAAACGGAAAAUGCAAAAAAUGGAUAAAGCUUAAUCACACGAUCGGGUUAUUGCUUUUUUAGUAAUAGACAAUUGUGUCAUUGUAAUUUGAAUUUUACUCAAUUUGUGGAAACAAAGAUCAAAACAUAAGCAAAAAAGAAAGUGUGAUUUUGUUAUUUAUCCAAAAAUAUUGUUUGUUUUUUUUUUAAGUGCAAAAAGAUAGGAACAAGCGAGAAACAGGUGAGACUGAGAGAGUGUUUGUGUUUCCGGAAGUAGUGAUUUACGGUUAUGUUUAUGAAGAUUUUUUUUUUAAACGUGGAUAGAUCGCCAAAAUAUCAUGUAGAAAAGGAUCUAUUAUUUAUUGUAUAUUUUCGUUCCAUCUUCCAGAAAAAAAUCCCACUUCCUUGUUAAAAGUCACAACCAACAGAAACCUAUAAUGGUAAUAUUAGAGAAAAAAAAGAAACCACUUAUAGGCAAUCGCAUUAAGAUAAAAGAAGAGCCAAUUCACAUGAAACACGCAACAGACAACGGAAUCAAGUUUGGAUGCUAUAGAGGGAGGUAGUAAGUUGUAAAUAGAAGCCUAAGCAAGAACAGCCAAACAAAACACAACAGCACUCACUCAACGAAAACGACAAAAAAAUCCACUUAGAAGUAACCCACAUGCUUGGAAAAUGAUAUAAAUAUGAAUAUGCAAGAAAGGCAUACAGCGGUGAAUUAUGGAAUAUACAAAAAAAACAAGAA
Molecule: messenger RNA, 10211 nt
Organism: Armigeres subalbatus
Lineage: Eukaryota; Metazoa; Arthropoda; Insecta; Diptera; Culicidae
Gene: RhoGEF2
Product: rho guanine nucleotide exchange factor 11
Exons: 27
Coding region: 2176-8745 (2189 amino acids)
Biological process (GO): G protein-coupled receptor signaling pathway
Cellular component (GO): cytoplasm
Molecular function (GO): guanyl-nucleotide exchange factor activity; G protein-coupled receptor binding
Source: RefSeq, a predicted model, not a curated record